Messenger RNA from Necator americanus (New World hookworm), 1815 nucleotides. RefSeq lists its product as uncharacterized. Bases 1 to 1815 code for a protein of 604 amino acids. The record is from RefSeq and is a predicted model, not a curated record. Lineage: Eukaryota; Metazoa; Nematoda; Chromadorea; Rhabditida; Ancylostomatidae. The transcript is spliced from 13 exons.
AUGCUGUGGCGUAGUGCCGGUCUAGUCGCCCUAGCGCUUCAAGUUGCUUUUGCGGAUGAGCUCAGCUGCGACUUCCGGAGACCAUGCUGCUGGCAUUCGCUGAACGAAGAGGCGAAAUGGCAAGUGCGCAGCGGUCGCUCAAUCAACAUCAACGAGUUCCGGCGAACUUUUCUUGUAGGAAGGAGCCGGCUACCUCCAGUGGGAAACUACUUACUCCAGAAUGGUAAUCAAGUUUUGGCAGCGUUUGGGUCUUGUGCUUUCUGUUCCGCUGAUGGGAAGGUGACCGUCCAAUACAGACAUUGGCAGAGUCCAACGGCCCGUUUGAAGCUUUGCUGGAGAAGAUGGUACUAUCCACUCCAAGAAGAAAAUUGCUACGCCGCCGAACCGUCACGCCAAAGUCAAAUAAUCAGUCAGUUGCUCACAGUUCCAAGUGGAAAGGAUAUCCAGGUGCUGUUCGUAGUGGAGCGCUCAAAGGGCAGCGUAAAUGCUAUCGUGAUGCUUGACAGAGUUCUUGUGACAGUGACAAAAUGCAGCUCCAAUGGACAAAAGAAGGUGGAACUCGUCUCGCGGACUGCAAGAAUAGUCGUACCAGCUUCGGUGCAGACAACCGAAAAGAGAUACGGCACAGAAUCUCGUGCUGCUGUGUUGGGCUCAAAUGUACACAAACCGACUUCACGUAAAAUGGACUUGUCUCAGCUCGCGCUAACCGAUGAAAGGGUGAAAGCAAAACUUCUGGAAAAGGAAUCUGAGAGACAAUCUCCGAGACAGUGGUUGGCGGUAUCGGUCUCGAAACCAAAGGAACUCAAAAAACAGUCUGGAGAAGUUAGCGCUUCGAAGGAAUCGAACACACAUGCCAGUAGUCGAUCCAACGAGGAAAUGGCUUCAACAAAGGAAGUCUCUUCACCGCAGGCGCUUCUAACAUCACUUCCGGUGAAGAAGAUUCCAUCCAAGCUACCAAAACGUUUCAUUCCCGAUUCGCAUCAUUUAAAGCCACCAUCCAGUGGUACUCGAGCAAUGCCUCCUCCUUCUCCUCCGGCAAAGACGGAGAACUAUAAUCCGUUGGCUGAAUUGCUUGGCCAGGAACUGGUCGAUUUUCUUGAUCCCAAUUAUGUGUCAAAAGACGACGAUGAAGCGGAACCAGAUUACGACGAGGAGGAACUGAAGCUCUUCACACAAAGCACCUUACCUCAAGGAAAGAGCAUUGAGCCAUCAAGAGUCAAGGCGCAUAACUUUAGCAGCAUUCCAAAACAAACGCACAUCCCUACUAGUCCCACCCAAGUUCAGUUACCUCCUCCUUUGUCGGUGUUCCACAGACCAUUGUCGCUAGCUCCUCCACAGCCCUGCAACACAGUCGGAGGAUGUUUGUUUGACAGAAGCAUGUGCUCUUAUGUGCAUCCUGGACAUGUCCCCUAUGCAAACCGUUUCACAAGACUUAAAGUGGGAUUAUCGAACUUUAUAAGAGCACGUGUCCCACCUGGAGGAUCAUCUGUGCUAGAAACCGACACCAAUAUGAUGGAAUCACAUACGGUCUUCUUCGACGCACUUGAAUGGCAGCCCGGAACGCGACUUAUCGGAUGUUGCGCCGACAUCACUGGAGCACAAAAAUGUCCUUUCGCUACACCUUCAGAGGCGGGCGUCCUCCUCUGGCAGAGCGGCAGCUUCGAUUGUCCCGCAUAUACUGUGAAGAUACGGUUUAUUUGCGAGAAUUUUGGAAUAGAGCUUGGAGAAUGCGGAAUAGACAGUAUUCGAUUGCAUCGACUCUCGGACACUUUCCUACUAGAGCCAUGUCAGAAAAAUAUACUGUCAUCUUUAUGA